CAAUUUAAUGAAAUUAUACCUAAAGAAUAAACUCUCUUUAUAUUCAAGAGCUUUACAAAUUGCUUUACCUAAUGAUAGAAAUCAUGCGCAUACAGUAAACUUUUAAAAUGAAAUCGAUAAAUAAUAAAAAUAUGUACCAUGUAUUUUCGUGUUAAAUAUUGAGAGAAAAUAACUUUAAGGAGAGUCCCAAAAUGCGUUUUUAUAAAAAAUCAAAGUUUAACAGAUUAUAGUAUAAUACAUUUAAAAAAUUUACUGAAAUCAACGAGCGAAGGAAUUAAAAUGCAUUCCGUGGGCAUUCAUUCGGCAAUGGCGAUCAAAAGGCAACGGAAACGUCGAGAUGAACAGAAAAGGGCUCGAGAAAGACGUUAUAGCACGCAAAGUUCUGAGAGCGGAGAAACAUUUCAUUCUCCAACAGGAUCCCUGAGACGAAAAUAUCACCAUCCUCGUCAUCCAGUUAGUCCCGGCCCCGGAAUGCUUGACAGCCAGGUAGUUACUAGUAUUGGCAUGUUGCAUAUAGGUAUUGUAUUCGUUGUGUUUGGAGUUUUUCUUUGCGGCGCUGGUAUUAUUCCAGACGAAACUAUGUCAUGGAACGUAUUUAGCUCAAGCUCUGCCUGGUGGAAUGAAGUUACAUGCACAGGCUUAUUUUCUCUUGGACUGGGACUGUUUUUACUUAUUUUAAACUGUCUUAUAAGUCGAAAAGAGGAGGAGGAUCUUGAAGACUAUGUGCAACGUCAACUAACUAGAUCUCGAUCUGGACACCGACUUGAAAGAGAUAUUGAAACUGGUGUUUUGACAACGCGACAUGCUCGAAAAGCUGUUGCUUUACAAAAGGGCGGACGUAAUAUAUCUCCUACAGAUGUUUCCGUCGUAAAUUGUGGCUCUGCAGAAAAUAUGUGCAAUGGACCGAUAGUUAACCAUAAUGUUUUAAACAGCACUGAUGCAAUCCUCGAAAAAAUUGUGGAGGAAGAUACAACUUAUUUAAACGACCGUAACUCUGGAAUAUCUCCGAUUGAAUUAGAAAAUGAUAAGAAGCAAUUAUUAAGAAGAGAAUCUACGAAUGACGCAAUCAAUAUUACACGUAUUUAAGUAACUAAUUUUUACACCUUUCAAAUAGUAUUCGAACAGAUGGAAAUCAUUUUUUAAUAUCCAAAUGUUUUUACAAUACAAUAAUCAUAAAUCUUCUUUUCACUUUUGAUUGAAAUACGUUUAAGGACACUGCAUAAUCAUUGUAACAAAAACCUGUGGAAAGUUUUAGUUUGAAAAAGAAUGCAUUUUUUAAUAGACUUAUAAACAUGUAUGACAGUAUUGUAUACUCGAAAUAGCGUAAAAUGUCAUUACGUGUUACAACUCGUAGUAUACAUUCAUUGAAGAGUAACCUAUAAGAUAUUGAUUAGGAUCAGUAUCCAAAUCGAUCUAGCCAUGUCCGCUUGUGCAGUUUAAUAAACAUACAUUGUAGGGAUAUAUAAAAGCAGAUAUGUUGGCCAAAAAACCGGCCAACAAAAACAAUUUAAAAAAAGGUACCUUUUCAAAUUCGAAUUUUAUAUUACAAUAUGUCAAAAACGUUUAAAGUUGAGUUUUUAUUUCAAAAUCUGUGACUUUAAUGUUUAAAAGUCGAUAUUUUAAGCUUUUUUUAUUUAUUUUAUAACUAGAAAUCUGACAAACCAAUAAAACUCAGUAUGUUCCGUUUUAAGCUAAA
Drosophila yakuba is the source of this 1696-nucleotide messenger RNA. RefSeq lists its product as uncharacterized. The record is from RefSeq and is a predicted model, not a curated record. NCBI's taxonomy places the organism in Eukaryota, Metazoa, Arthropoda, Insecta, Diptera, Drosophilidae. The coding region runs from base 280 to 1086 and encodes 268 amino acids. The transcript is spliced from 6 exons.